Messenger RNA from Ctenopharyngodon idella (grass carp), 5351 nucleotides. RefSeq names its product microtubule associated serine/threonine kinase 3b (gene mast3b). Gene Ontology annotation, molecular function: ATP binding; protein binding; protein serine/threonine kinase activity. The record is from RefSeq and is a predicted model, not a curated record. NCBI's taxonomy places the organism in Eukaryota, Metazoa, Chordata, Actinopteri, Cypriniformes, Xenocyprididae. Gene Ontology annotation, biological process: intracellular signal transduction; peptidyl-serine phosphorylation.
AAUCAUUUCUCACUCGCUCUUCCUGCCAGAGUCACUUUCGCUUAGAAACAUGACAUCACUUCAACUAAAAGUGUUCCUUGAGAAUUUGUAUAUUUUAAUGGAGUAUCUGCACUAGUUCAACAGAAAUCCUCACGCUGUCGUUUGGCAGAUGUUAAACGACGAUGUGUAAACAGUGGAGACUUUGUGUUGUCUCGCGUGAGAUCUGAAACAAGCUGUUUAUUUUCACCUGAUCGUGCUUCACGGGUUUCUUAAAGAUGAAGAGGAGAGACAAGCUGAAAAUCCCCUCCCUCACUCUGGAUUUGUCACCCAGCCAGAGCCCCAUCAUCUUGAGUCCAUGCAGUCCAGGCAGCCCCUGCAGUCCUUUACAAUCCCUUCAUCCCUGGAGCUGUCGCAGCAGUAAUAGAAAGAGCCUUGGUGUUGGAACGCCAUCGCCCACCCGCCCUCUUUCGCCUCUGUCCGCCCACACAGCUGCCAGCAGCCCUCUGGACAGCCCACGAAAUGUGUCCACUGCUGUUUGCUCUCUCAACUUCCCUUUCGCCCGCAGCCACCUGGCUCGAGCUGACAGAGCGGAAGGGAGACGGUGGUCUCUGGCUUCGCUUCCAUCCUCAGGUUACGGGACCAACCCUCCCAGCUCAACCGUCUCAUCAUCUUCCUCAUCUCAAGAACGACUGCACCAGCUUCCAUACCAACCCACACAGGACGAGCUUCAUUUCCUGUUCAAACACUUCAGAAGUUCGGAGAGCAUGACUGAUGAAGAUGGGCGGCCCUCCCCGUUUAUACGACCCCGGUCACGUAGCCUUAGCCCUGGACGAACUGGCGGCUCCUUUGAUAAUGAAAUCAUAAUGAUGAACCAUGUCUAUAAGGAGCGUUUUCCAAAGGCUACCGCUCAGAUGGAGGAGCGUUUGCUGGAUGUCAUAAGGCAGUUUUCCCCAGACAGCACCCUACCGCUGGGAGACGGAGUCCUGGGAUUUAUCCAGCACCAGUUGGUGGAGUUGGCCAGGGACUGUCUGGAUAAAUCCCAGAAGGGCCUGAUCACAUCUCUGUACUUCAUAGAGUUGCAGGAUAAAUUGGACAAAAUGCUGCAUGAGGCUCUGGAGCGCUCUGAGAGCGAGGAGGUUUCAGUAAUCACCCAGCUGGUUAAGAAGAUCCUCAUCAUCAUCUCACGCCCUGCACGACUGUUGGAGUGUCUGGAGUUUGACCCUGAGGAGUUCUACCAUUUACUAGAGGCUGCAGAAGGUCACGCCAAAGUCGGCCAGGGCAUCAAAACAGAUAUUCCCCGAUAUAUAAUCAACCAACUUGGGCUCAACCGAGAUCCUCUUGAUGAAGUUGUGCAGCUAGAGGAGCAGUACGACUCUGGCCCCACACUGACAGUUGAUUCUGAAGAAACUGCAGAGCAGAAUAAAUCUUCACCCACACCACUACGAAGAAAACCACUGGAGAGCGAUUUUGAGACCUUAAAACUCAUCAGUAAUGGGGCUUAUGGGGCUGUGUAUCUGGUAAGGCAUAAAGAAACUCGCCAACGAUUUGCAAUGAAAAAGAUCAACCGACAAAACCUGAUUCUGCGAAACCAGAUCCAGCAGGUGUUUGUGGAGCGAGACAUCCUGACAUUUGCAGAGAAUCCCUUUGUGGUCAGCAUGUUCUGCUCCUUCGAGACCCGCAGACAUCUGUGCAUGGUCAUGGAGUAUGUGGAAGGUGGUGAUUGUGCCACUCUGCUAAAGAACAUGGGCCCACUUCCUGUAGAUAUGACCAGGAUGUACUUUGCGGAGACCGUUUUGGCACUGGAGUACCUCCACAGUUACGGCAUUGUGCACAGAGAUCUCAAACCAGACAACCUCUUGAUUACUUCAAUGGGGCAUAUUAAACUCACUGACUUUGGGCUCUCCAAAAUCGGCCUUAUGAACAUGACAACCAAUCUCUAUGAGGGCCACAUUGAGAAAGACACCAGGGAGUUUAUCGACAAGCAGGUUUGUGGCACUCCAGAGUACAUUGCUCCAGAAGUGAUCCUGCGGCAGGGCUACGGGAAACCUGUCGACUGGUGGGCCAUGGGCAUCAUCCUGUAUGAAUUUCUGGUGGGAUGUGUUCCGUUCUUCGGAGACACACCGGAAGAGCUUUUUGGCCAGGUUGUCAGUGAUGAGAUUAUCUGGCCAGAUGGAGAUGAUGCCCUUCCUGUAGACGCCCAGGACAUGAUCACACGAUUACUGAACCAAAGCCCGAUGGAGAGACUUGGAACAGGUGGGGCUCCAGAAGUAAAGCAGCAUUUGUUCUUCAGUGGUCUGGACUGGAACGGACUCCUGCGUCAGAAAGCUGAAUUCAUCCCUCAGCUGGAGGCCGAAGAUGACACUAGUUAUUUUGACACACGAUCUGAACGCUACCAUCAUUUGGCAUCCGAUGAGGAUGAUGAAACCAAUGAUGAAGAGUCUUCCCUAGAAAUACGACGGUUUUCUUCUUGGUCAAAUCGUUUCAGCAAGGUGUACAGCAGCACAGAGCACCUGGCCACCCCAUCCCUGAGCUUCUCCUCCGACCGCAGUCACAGUGAGGAGAUAGAGGACAGGGCAGACGGGAGAGACACUCACUCCCCUGGAGAGAUCCAACGGCAGGCCUCCACUGGAGACAAGAGGCUCUCGGCUCAGAGGGCAAGCCUGCGCCCUCGAACUUCAUCCAGCUCCUCUCAGCCUGAGCGUGCCGUGAGCCCCCUAGUGGUGAGCAGCACACACAGCCUAGAGGCCAUGCCACGAUUCGCCCUGUCCACGGAUGAUGAGGCUGAAGUUGUUGUUUCCAACCUGCGACGAAUCAGACUUCGUAGCAACAGCACAGGAACGAAACACUCGUCGCCAAGGGAACAAGGGACUCCUCAGUGCUUUGGAAACCAGCUGGAGACGCCUGACAGGCAGAGACUCUCACCAGGACGCAAAGUCCCGAAGUCUGCAUCAGUGUCUACCCUCUCGCUCAUUAUCACACCAGAUGACGGGAGCGGCAGCCUACAGGCGCGCUCCAUUUCCCCUCGAUCAUUUUCCUCUAAUCCGUCAUCCCGAGACUCCUCCCCCAACCGAGACCUGUCACUCAGCAUCAGCAGGCUCCGCCCCCCAAUCAUCAUCCACAGCUCUGGGAAGAAAUACGGCUUCACCCUGCAGACCAUUCGUGUUUACAUGGGGACCAGUGACAUCUACACCAUAAACCACAUGGUCUCGGGUGUGGAGGAGAGCAGUCCUGCCCAUGAGGCUGGACUGCGAGCAGGUGAUCUGAUCACUCAUGUGAAUGGAGAGUCUGUGCAGGGUCUAGUGCACACAGAGAUGAUGGAGCUUCUCUUGAAGAGCGGUAACCAGGUGGCCCUGCAGACUAUUGCGCUGGAGGACACGUCUAUAAAGAUUGGGCCGGCACGCAAGAGCAGCUGUAAAGGAAAGAUGGCCCGUCGCUGUAAGAGGAGCAAAUGGAAGGACAGUCAGGACCGGAGGCGCAGCAUGCUGAAAAAGCUGUCCAAACAGAGCACCGUCAUGCACAGCAGCCGCAGUUUCUCCUCCGGCCUGCAUCACUCUGUGUCCUCCAGCGAGAGUCUGCCAGGCUCUCCCACCCACAGCCUUUCCUCUGGACCCACAACACCCUGCCGGAGCCCCGUUCCCGACCACACCACUGAUGCCAGCCUGCCCCAGAACGCCUCUCCAUGCUCCAGCUCUCCCAGUUCACCGGCGGUCCAGAUGCGGCCCAGCUCUCUGCAUGGCCUUGGGUCUAAACUUAGCAACCAACGGUACACUAAAGUGGGGAGACGGAAGUCCACCAGCAGUAUCCCACCAUCGCCUCUGGCCUGCACCUCCUCGCCACAGGCCCUAUCCCCCCAGCGUUCCCCCUCCCCCUUACCCAGCAUCUCCAAAACCCUCCACUCCUUUCACGGCAAGACCCUCUCACCUCCUACUAUCAUUCGGCAUGUGGUCAGACCACGGAGUGCAGAACCUCCACGUUCCCCUCUGCUGAAGAGAGUCCAGUCUGCGGAGAAACUCUCAGGGGCCUUAUUUGCUGACAAAAAGCCCCACGCGCCCCGCAGACACACGUUGGAAGUCCCCCACUGCGAGGUGGAUAUACUGGGGGACACCGAGGUAGAGGUGGCCUGUGGUGCAACAUAUUCGACGGAUCAUGGCAGGCUGGGCGGGUACUUGUGUUCCCAGAGAUUGAGGGACUGGCCAGGUGACCGUAUGGAACAGAUCGUUGUAAUGCGCAAGCUGAAUCUCUCAGAACGGCGAGAUUCUUUCAAGAAGCAGGAAGCCGUUCAGGAAGUGAGCUUUGACGAACCGGAUGAGAGGGCUCCCCAGAUUCCCGCUCAGUCGGCCACGUCCGCUGGCGUGUGGCCCAAGCAGAUGAUGGGCGAAACGCAGUCGGAGGAAGAGUGCAUGGCAAGGAGGAAUCCGCUGGUCCCCCAAAUCGCCGUGCAAGGAUCGGAGAGCGAGGAAGCAGAUGAUUGGAGGCUUUGUUCAGAUGAGGACGAGGAAGAGGCUGAAGAAAACUUGUCACAUACUCCGAGUCAAGCUGAACAUCUGGCUGACUGUGCAGCCAAAGAUGUCCCACGCUCCUCAGCAGCUACGCAUGAAGUUGGAGGGACAACUGCAGAUGCAGAAAAGCCAGAUAAGCAUCAGAGUCCAGAAAAAAGCAAGUUGAAAGAGAGAUAAAUGAGUGAAGGACUGUUACAGCACGUCAUCAUCCCCGCGGGCUUCUCGCCGCACCCACUGAGAUGUUUGUUGCCACGCAGUUCAAACAAUUACAGUUAGUGGAGUAUUAGUGUGUAAAUGGAAGUAAGCUAUUCUUAUGCAGGGAAUAUUUAUGCUUUUUUAUUUAUAAUGUACACUGGAAACGUGCUGUUGGCCAAAAAGUAAAAACUUGAAGAUUGCUAGUACAUUUUUUUCACCUUCUGUGAACGGGUUGAAGAGGGGAUUUGAAUGACUUGAUUUUUCUAUGAAAAUGUGCAAAAGCUUCGAAUCCAUUUCAUCCUCCAAGAGCUUUUCAUUUUUGCAGCGACAUUGUGUGUGAUUUUAAAAGCUGCAAGUUCAAAUGAUAUUUGAAUGGAAUUGUCAUGUGGCCCUUUUCACGUAUUAUUCCACAAUCUCAAAGGGUUUCCAGAGUGUUUGAAAUGAUCCAUGCGAAAGAAAAAAGGACUGUUUGUGUCGACCAUUUGGGCUUCAACUGUGGGAACCCCACAAGUAACUUGAAAUGUAGUUACAUGUUGGUCAAGGUGUCAAAAAAACAAUAUAAUUUGUUUAUUUUAAGCAUCAAACCAAAUAGAUCAGUUUUACACCAGGUUUUAUUUGACCAUUUUGUAAAGAUGAAUUAAGAUUUAGAAUAUUUUAAAUUAAAUUUCUUUUCUGAUA